AUGGCUCCUCUCCCGCCGGACCCUUACAAGAUACUUGGCGUCUCCAAGGAUGCCCAGGUACCAGAGAUUCGCUCCUCGUACCGAAAACUCGUCCUCCAGUGCCAUCCUGACAAGGUUCAAGAUCCCAAACUCAAGGAGCAAAAGCAGAAUGAGUUUCAGCGCGUCCAGCAGGCCUACGAACUCCUCACCAACGAAGCCGAGCGCCAAAAGUACGACGACAAGGCCAGGCUUGAAGAUCUCCGUCGUCAGCUCAAGGAAAAGGCCAAUAUUUCCACCCCCAGAGCAAAGUACUCGACCGAGUUUGAGAUUCGCACCCCCGACAUGCGCUCAUCCACCUUUAAGUCUUCGCCCUCUUCCGCCAAGGUUUACUCGUUCAGCCGCUACGACGACGAAUAUGCCCCCCGCGGCACUCGCAUCUUUGAGACCAAGAGCAGCCGCCCCUCCAAGCGCGACCCCAGCGUUUCUGAACGGCAGUCAAAGCGCGAUGCCGAAAAGGACCGCGAGCGUCAGAAGGACAAGGAGCGUGAUCGUGAACGCGAACGCCGCCGCAAGGAAGAGGACGAUGCCGCCCGCCGGAAGACCGAAAAAGAAGCCCAAAAGGCUGAAAAGAGACGCAUGGAGAAACAGCGUGAUCGCGACAUGAAGCGCGAGGCCGAGGAAAAGUACCGAUCUCGCAAUCAUAAGGCCUCGGUCGAGGUUUUCGAGGAUGAAGUCCCCAAGUCGGAACGCAAGCGUUCGAGUAAAAAGCACGAUGACAAGUCGGCCCGUGCCUCACCCCGCGACGAAAAACCCGAUCCCUCGUCCCGCCCGCCUCUUACCAAGAGCCCAUAUCUGUACUCUCCUGACGACUGUCUGGCUUACAACGCCGCGACGUCGUAUAUGCAGGCUUCCCGUGGCGCCCCUGGCUUAAAUCGUUCCUAUUCGUAUUCCACCCGUCCCGUCUACCCUCCUGCCGCUCCCUCGCCACCUCCCACCACUUCCAAGAAGGUGUAUGCGACGGAAGAUUCGGAUUCCGACGAAUUCAUCCGACGAUCGUCUGCUCCCUCACGCCGCGGCUCCGGCGACGGUCCACGAUUAUCUCGCGAGCGUUCGGCUUAUCGCAAAUCUUCCAAUGAGGUUCUCGACGAUAAUGUUCACGCUGUUCCUUCUCCCGCCACGCGCCACACAUCGUCAUUUAGCCGCUCAAUGCCCAUGGGCAGCUCGCCACCCCAUCACGACAUGCAUCUGCCGCGUACCAACUCGAUGCCUCAGCCUAGUUUUACCCGGCCCGGCCCUGGCAUAAAGCGUGCGCACACUUUUGCCGCCCCGGAUAUGCCGCGAGGUCGAGACCGCUCUCGCAAUCAACCGCAGGUACAUGUAGAACCUGAAGAGUCUGACGAAGACUACGGCCGCGAGCGCGAGCGGGAUCGCAGGUACCGCAGCCGCAGGACGGCGUCGCCCGAGCCGGUGGGCUCUUCGUCUGUCUUUCGCUACGAGGUGGACAGCAGCAGCCGACGCACACGACCAAUGGCGCCGCCUCCAAUGGACGCUGAUGCCAGCCAUGGUCACUACAUGUACGGACCAGGCGUGCGGCCCGAUACGCGCGCUCCCUCUAACUACCGCGAGGGAAGUUACGGCAUGGCACCCGGCCGCUACCCUAGCGUCAAGACUUCCAAGUACGAAGACAUCCAGUACAGCCAAUAUCAUCCAUCGUACAACAACCCCGUGCGCGCAUGA
Beauveria bassiana ARSEF 2860 is the source of this 1716-nucleotide messenger RNA. Its product is annotated as DnaJ domain-containing protein. The record is from RefSeq and is a predicted model, not a curated record. Gene Ontology annotation, molecular function: heat shock protein binding. Bases 1 to 1716 code for a protein of 571 amino acids. Lineage: Eukaryota; Fungi; Ascomycota; Sordariomycetes; Hypocreales; Cordycipitaceae. The transcript has a single exon. Gene Ontology annotation, cellular component: nucleus; cytoplasm.